Messenger RNA from Brassica napus (rape), 2384 nucleotides. Its product is annotated as fucosyltransferase 6. The transcript has 2 exons. The coding region runs from base 31 to 1590 and encodes 519 amino acids. Gene Ontology annotation, cellular component: Golgi apparatus; membrane. Gene Ontology annotation, biological process: xyloglucan biosynthetic process; cell wall biogenesis. The record is from RefSeq and is a predicted model, not a curated record. Lineage: Eukaryota; Viridiplantae; Streptophyta; Magnoliopsida; Brassicales; Brassicaceae. Gene Ontology annotation, molecular function: galactoside 2-alpha-L-fucosyltransferase activity.
CAGUAAAUUUUUCAGGCUUUGGGUUUGAAGAUGAAGAUUCUGAUAACAUUCCUCUUUAGUUGUGUACUAGUUUUGUCCAUAAUGUUAUUAUCAUCCUCAAAAAACAUCAAGAACCAACUUCUUGAUGCUAUAUCCACCGUUUCAAAGGAAUCCGAAACACCGAGGGAUAAACUGUUGGGAGGACUUUUAACCGGCGAUUUCGAUGAAGGUUCUUGCUUCAGUAGGUAUCAUAAAUCUUCGUUGUAUCGCCAGCCUUCGCCAUACAAGCCUUCAGAAUAUCUCGUCUCUAAGCUUAGAAGCUACGAGGUGCUGCACAAGCGUUGCGGUCCAGACACAAAAGCUUACAAGGAAGCAACAGAGAAUCUUGUUCGUGAUGAGAAUUAUGCAGAAGGCAACUCCAUCGGUGAAUGCAGAUACAUUGUGUGGAUCGCGGGUUACGGGCUUGGAAACAGAAUGCUUACCAUUGCUUCUGCCUUCCUCUACGCUCUCUUAACAGAGAGAAUCAUUCUCGUUGACAACCGCAAGGAUGUUAGUGAUAUCUUAUGCGAGCCAUUUCCAGGUACUUCUUGGUUGCUUCCUCUUGACUUCCCAUUGAUGAAUGGUACUUACCGGUUCGACAAGGGAUACUCUCGUUGUUACGGAACAAUGCUGAACAAUCACGCCAUCAACUCGACUUCUAUCCCGCAGCAUCUAUAUCUUCAUAACCUCCAUGAUUCAAGGGAUGAAGAUAAGAUGUUCGUCUGCGAAAAGGAUCAAGGUUUGAUCAACAAAGUCCCUUGGUUGAUUAUUCAAGCCAAUGUCUACUUUGUUCCGUCUCUAUGGUUUAAUCCAACUUUCCGACCCGAACUAACGAAGCUGUUCCCGCAGAAAGAUACAGUCUUCCACCUUUUGUCUCGGUAUCUUUUUCAUCCGACCAAUCAAGUUUGGGGUAUGGUCACAAGGUACUACCACGCUCACUUAUCCAGAGCGGACGAGACACUCGGGAUUCAAAUACGGGUUUUCAGAAAGAACGCUGGAUAUUUCCAGCACGUCAUGGACCAGAUCGUAGGUUGUACGCAAAGACAGAAACUCUUGCCUGAGUUGGCUUCACAAGAAGGACCACAAGUCAACGCAUCGAGUAUCACAAAAGUUAAAGCUGUUCUUGUCACAUCUUUGUAUCCAGAGUACUCUGACAACUUAAAGAGCAUGUUUUGGGAGCGACCAAGUUCGACAGGAGAGGUUGUUGAAGUCAAUCAACCAAGUGGAGAAAGGUUUCAGCAAACAGACAAGAAGCUUCAUGACCAAAAGGCGCUUGCUGAGAUAUAUCUACUGAGCCUAACCGAUAAGAUUGUCACAAGUGCAAGGUCUACGUUUGGAUAUGCUGCUUAUAGUAUUGGAGGAUUAAAGCCAUGGUUACUUUUUCAGCCAAGGGAUCUUACAACUCCUGAUCCUCCAUGUGUUCGAUCCACGUCGAUGGAGCCUUGUUACCUUACUCCUCCGUUUCAUGGAUGUGAAGCUGACUGGGGAAAAAACUCGGGGGAGAUUUUUCCUUUUGUUAAGCAUUGUGAGGAUCUUGUGGAUGACGGGCUCAAGCUAUAUGAUGAAUUGUAGAUCUUGUUUAAGCAAUUUUAUCUCUCUUUUAGUUCUCCUGUAUAAUAAUCAUCAUCAUUGAUGUUCAGUGGAAGAUGUUACGCUUUACAGUUUACAACUGUAUACUAUGUUUUCAUAUGUCAAUGCAUAGAAACAUUUAGUUGUUCAAAACGUCUACAAGGUUUGCUUGGGUAUAAACAACUAAUAAACAGCACAUGUUAUAAUCAUAUUCAAACAUUUAGUUAUCAAUGAGGUUUUCUGGAGGUUACUUUAUGUGUCAUUUAAGACAGUAGGUAGCAUUGACCAUUGGUGAGUAUAUUGCAAUCGUUUUUUACAUUCUAACUAGCCCCGUUAAUUCUAUAAAAAUGAGUUGCUUUGUGAUGAGAAAGUUAAUUUAUACCUGAACAAAGAAUGAUUCUCUCUGUUAUGUUCUCAAGACCUAUAAUGGUGUUUCCACAACCACAUCAGACCCGGCUCAACAAUAAAUAAAACCCUGGGAUAAAAUUUUCUCAAGAAGGAGAGAAUGAUAUAAAAUCCGAAACCAAUUUCGACCAUACCACCCAAAUCCCAACCAUGAAACAAGCUCCAAGGACCCGGUUUGGAACAAUAGACAUGCACAAAAUCUUUAACCAGUCCGUAGAGGUUCUAUUCAACCAACCGACCAACUAACUCAAACUUGAAGGCUUCACGAACAAGUGCAACCAGCUAAGCCUCAACGUACCAUUGCAAACACCAUUGCAAACCGGUCCAAAAGAAUGCUUGAUCCCUUCAUGAAGGGGAAGAAGAGGGUUUCCUUGUUUGUUAUUUCUCUGCCU